Molecule: messenger RNA, 3898 nt
Organism: Hevea brasiliensis (rubber tree)
Lineage: Eukaryota; Viridiplantae; Streptophyta; Magnoliopsida; Malpighiales; Euphorbiaceae
Product: protein STICHEL-like 2
Exons: 8
Coding region: 464-3565 (1033 amino acids)
Biological process (GO): DNA repair; DNA-templated DNA replication
Cellular component (GO): DNA replication factor C complex; DNA polymerase III complex; nucleus
Molecular function (GO): ATP binding; DNA binding; DNA-directed DNA polymerase activity
Source: RefSeq, a predicted model, not a curated record
CAACAACUCUGCAACUAGGAACAAGAAUUUCUGCACUAAUUUUUCUCUAUUUUCAUUUUUCUGUACACGCUGUCUCCUCUCUCUGUAAUGGCCCCUUUUAUAUUAUCACCCUCGCUAAUUAAUGACAUUUACUACUCUGCCACUCACCUCUUCUCUCUAUCUCUAUCUUCCUUCCCAUCCCCAUCAGUAUUCAGUAAUGUACCUUCUCUUGCUACUAUUUCUCUGCAGUUAAACUACAUUCACAGCUCAGCCAUCGAGACCUGGGCUUUAGGGUUUGAGAUUUUUUUUUGGUGUCCCGUUUUUUACGCUAUUUAUUUUUCAAAUUUCGUUAACCUCGAAGUUGGAAUAUGGACAUCUCUAUUUGCAGGCUGGGGACGCAGCUUUUCUUUAGUGGUGCAUUCUGAAAUUUUAUUCUACAGAGCGGAAAGGAACUCCUUUGAUUCUUUAUGCUUGACUUUUGAAAAUGAUGGACGGGCGGAGACAUUCAGUUGACAUUCCCAUCUCAAGGACUCUUAUAGCACUCAGGAGGGUGAGGUCUCUGAGGGAUCCAUCAACUAAUUCUAUGAGCAAAUUCUCUGCUUUACUUGAAAAUGCAAACUGGGAAACCAAUUCCACCAAUGAGAUUUCUUUGCGAUUCAUGGGUGGUUGUCAACAAGGUGGUUCUGAUCAUGACGGUCUUACAAGAUUGAAAAAUUCAGGUCAUAAAGGAAAGGAGGAUGAAGAAGUUGAUGAUUUUGAAUUGCAAUGUCAUUUGGGAAAAUCCAAGCCUGAGUUGAUCUCGUGUGAGAAUUCAGGUAGAGUAGAAAAGGUGGGAGCUCCUAUUAGGACAAAGAAGCUUGAAGGAUUGGAUAAUUGUGCAUUAAAUCGGGAAAAUAUUCAUGGAAACAAGUCAUUAAGUGAAAGAUAUUGUAGCAAUCAAAGGGACAAUGGAUUGGAACUAACAUGCGUCACACCUAUGAGCAACCGUUUGGAGGAUGCAGAUUCAGCUAAUGAACUGAUUUUAGGAUCACCAAAAGUAGAAUGUAUGGACCAGUCUAUGUCAAGAAAGAAAUCCCAAUACAAAAAUCAAGUUAAAUCAUCUGGGAUGGUGGGUGAUGUUUUGAGUCGACUAAGUAGUCCAUGCCUAUCUGCAAGUGAUGCUUUAUCAAGCCACAGCAUAUCAUUCCUUGCAAAUGAAGAGGCUGAUUUCAUGAUUCAAAAUGACUCUGGGUGUAGGAUAAGAUGCUGCUGGACAAGAACCCCCAGAUUCCGAGAAUCAAAUCCAUAUUCUGAUGCUGAAGGUCGUCCCUUGCUUUUCAAGGAUGUGGCUGAGACAACAUCAUAUGAACAUCGGAGCUGGAAGCUCAUUGCUAAUGAAACUCCUAGGAGUUUCAGCCAUAAGUUUAGGCCAAAAUCUUUUGAUGAACUGGUGGGACAAAAUGUAGUAGCUAAGUCUCUUUUGAGUGCUAUUUCAAAAGGAAGGAUAACCUCCUUGUAUCUUUUCCAUGGUCCCCGUGGCACGGGCAAGACCUCUGCCUCAAAAAUCUUUGCCGCUGCAUUAAAUUGUCUCUCACUUGAGGAGUAUAAACCAUGUGGUCUAUGCCGAGAAUGUGUUCUACUCUUUUCUGGAAGGAGCAGGGAUGUGAAAGAAGUGGAUUCAGUGAGAAUUAAUCGAGCGGAAAGGAUUAGAUCCCUAAUUAAGAAUGCAUCAAUUCCUCCAGUUUCAUCACGGUUCAAAGUUUUCAUAGUUGAUGAAUGUCACUUGUUGCAUGGAGAGACCUGGGCAACUGUUCUAAACAGCCUAGAGAACCUUUCUCAACAUGUUGUCUUUGUUAUUAUCACGCCCGAUCUGGAAAAGCUGCCAAGAAGUGCAGUAACUCGGUCUCAAAGAUAUCAUUUUCCAAAGAUAAAAAAUGCUGAUAUAUCAACCAGAUUGGGGAAUAUUUGCGUUGAAGAGGGUAUUCAGUUUGAUCAGGUUGCUUUAGACUUCAUUGCUGCUAAAUCAAAUGGUUCACUCAGGGAUGCAGAAAUGAUGCUGGAUCAACUGAGUUUGCUUGGUAAAAGAAUCACCAUGUCCUUGGCCUAUGAGCUUAUUGGAGUUGUUUCUGAUGAUGAAUUGCUCGAUUUGCUGGAUCUGGCACUGUCCUCUGACACUUCAAAUACAGUUAUAAGGGCCAGGGACUUAAUGAGAUCCAGGAUUGACCCUAUGCAACUUGUGACACAACUGGCAAAUCUCAUCAUGGAUAUACUUGCUGGCAAAUGCCAAGAAGACACUUCUGAAGUUAGAAGAAAAUUUUCAAGGAGGCAUGCUUCUGAGAUGGACAUGCAGAGGUUGAGUCAUGCAUUGAAAAUACUUUCUGAAACUGAGAAACAAUUGAGGAUGUCCAAAAAUCAAAGCACAUGGCUUACUGUAGCUCUUUUACAGUUGAGCUCUCUAGAAUCUCCUUCCCUGGAUGCAAAUGAUCCAAAGUCUUCUUUAAGGAAUGCACGUGACAGAGAUGAUGAUUUUUGCAGUACAUCAUCCACAGGGGAGAGCUUGAAGCUUCUUUUCCCAUGCUUGUGUGAAGACAGCAAGUUAAAUAAAUUGGGGAUGCAAGGGGAUUGUAAAGCAACAUUGGAGUCCAUAUGGAAGAAAGCUAUAGAAUUGUGCCAAUCAAAUUCACUUAAGAGUUUUUUAAGGAAACAAGGGAAACUGUCUUCUCUUUCCGUUAAUCAAGAUUUGGCUGUAGCUGAAUUGGAAUUCCAACAUCCUGACUAUGUAUCUAAGGCUGAGAAGUCGUGGAAGACGAUAGCAAGUUCUCUGCAGUUAAUUUUGGGUCGAAAUGUAGAAAUUCGAAUUAAUCUGGUACUUUGUGCUCCUGUAUCAAAGUGUCCUAAACUAAGGAAGCUGUCUUUCAGUUUGUUUAGUUGUUCCCGCAGAAUGCAGCAGAAAUCACAAUUACCAGUGGGAUGCAGAAGUGAUUCUGACUAUUCUGAUCAUGUCUCUGAAAAGCCUAUUAUAAGUGACGAAGCUAUUUUAACUUGUUCUUCUGAUUGUAGAUCUCAAAUGCCACAUAACUAUCCCAGAGUAGAAGUGGUAAGGGCUUUGAGAAAUAGUGAGGGGAAUCUAUUGAGCAUAGGGAAAGCCUCAUCCAACAGAUCAUUACAAGAUGAUGCGUUAAAAACCCCUGCACAUGGAAUUGAUUCUUCCAAGGAAGUGAGAAGCAGCCUUGAAUAUGGGGUUUUCUCUAGUCAAGAGACUGAAGGCCAGCCAAACUGUUUUCCUAGAGCUCGGAGGCUCCAAAAGAGGUUACAUUCAUCUGACAAUUCUCAAGUAAUUUGGAUGGAUAACGAGAAAGCAAACAAGCUUGCACUUUCUAUUCCUGAGAAGGAAUCCCUUCAAACAUACAACAGCACCGAUGAUUCUUAUGUCUUCAGCAGCAACAAUUACACCAACUCCAGAAGUGAGGAUGAGCUGAGGGAGAACACAGUUGCUUUUUGUUGGAGAACACCCACGUUGCCCGUGAACAAGAAUUGGCAGUUGACGGAUCAUCUACGAAGAUCACCCUUAGUUGGGUGGGUUCUUUCCUGUGCCUCUGCAAAAUAGUUAGAUAUAUGCUAUGGGGGAUAUCAGUAAUCCUUCUGUUAGCGGCAUGGGAGCGUCAUUGAUGCUCUACAGUUGUUGUAUGUAUAUAUGCAAAUGUUGCAGAUUUUUUUUUUCUUCCAAGGGAACAAAAACUAGUGGAACCAUUUAAUCCUCGACUCAAACUCAGGUUUCAUUCAUUUGGGAAGUAAAGAGAGCGAAAAUGGAUUAGUUGGGCACUUCCUUUCGUUUUCUUUCCUUUUCCUGUGAUGCUAAUACUACUGUUCCGUAUGUAACGAUAAUCAACAAAAAAGGCCAAUGCCCAAUAGAGUAAGCUGAUGCCCGAUGGAUUUGCUU